GCGCUGCCGAUCUCCUCGCCGCCUCCAUCCCCGCGGCCUCCGCUCCCCUCUCCGUCCGCACAUGCACCAUGACGAAGAAUGAGAAGAAGUCCUUCAACCAGACCUUGGCCGAGUGGAAGCUCUUCCUUUACAACCCGACCACCGGACAGUUCCUGGAGUGCACGGCCAAGAGCUGGGGUUUGAUCUUGCUCUUCUACCUAGUUUUCUAUGGGUUCUUGGCUGCACUCCUCACAUUCACAAUGUGGGCUAUGCUUCAGACUCUGAAUGAUGAGGUUCCAAAACAUCGUGACCAGAUUCCCAGUCCAGGACUGAUGGUUUUUCCAAAACCACUGAUUGCACUGGAAUAUACAUUUAGUGAGUCUGACCAAAAUUCCUAUAAAGGGUACAUUGAAGACCUUCAGAAGUUUCUGAAGCCAUAUUCUUUAGAAGAACAGAAGAAUCUCACAAACUGUCCUGAUGGAGCACUAUUUGAACAGAAGGGUCCAAUUUAUGUUGCAUGUCAGUUUCCUGUUUUCUUGCUUCAAGAAUGUAGUGGUAUGAAUGAUCCUGAUUUUGGCUAUUCCAAAGGACAAUCUUGUAUUCUUGUGAAAAUGAACAGAAUAAUCGGAUUAAAGCCUGAAGGAAAUCCAAUUAUAGAUUGUUUGUCAAAGGAUCAAAGCAUAGCAAAUGUAUCAACUUAUCCUAAUAAUGGAAUUAUAGACUUAAAAUAUUUUCCAUAUUACGUGAAAAAACUACACGUCGGGUAUCGACAACCCUUAGUUGCUGUCCAGGUCAUGUUUGGAACUAACAGUACCAAGAGAGAAGUAACAGUUGAGUGCAAAAUUGAAGGAACAAGCAACCUGAAAAACAAGGAUGAUCGUGACAAGGUUUUGGGACGAGUUGUGUUCAAAAUCACAGCCCUAGUCCGAGUGGGGUGCCUCCACAGAAUAAAUGUGCUGUCUGUCUGCAUUUGUGUCAGCUGGUCCUGCCAUUCUAGGAGGAAGUGGUGCUGUAUCUGA
Jaculus jaculus (lesser Egyptian jerboa) is the source of this 998-nucleotide messenger RNA. Its product is annotated as sodium/potassium-transporting ATPase subunit beta-3-like. Gene Ontology annotation, biological process: intracellular sodium ion homeostasis; potassium ion import across plasma membrane; sodium ion export across plasma membrane. The record is from RefSeq and is a predicted model, not a curated record. The transcript has a single exon. The coding region runs from base 69 to 998 and encodes 309 amino acids. Gene Ontology annotation, cellular component: sodium:potassium-exchanging ATPase complex. Gene Ontology annotation, molecular function: ATPase activator activity. NCBI's taxonomy places the organism in Eukaryota, Metazoa, Chordata, Mammalia, Rodentia, Dipodidae.